Molecule: messenger RNA, 1992 nt
Organism: Penicillium odoratum
Lineage: Eukaryota; Fungi; Ascomycota; Eurotiomycetes; Eurotiales; Aspergillaceae
Exons: 2
Coding region: 1-1992 (663 amino acids)
Biological process (GO): metal ion transport; transmembrane transport
Cellular component (GO): membrane
Molecular function (GO): magnesium ion transmembrane transporter activity; cobalt ion binding; magnesium ion binding
Source: RefSeq, a predicted model, not a curated record
AUGCGGUUUCCGCCAGUUUUUACUUGGCCAGUCGGUAAGCGACCAUCUGAGCAAAGUGAAGACUCAGACGACCAGAUGGACACCUUGAGUGCACCAGAGUCCGAUAAAGAAACGCAAUCUUUGGAUGAGGACACGAUCAAGCACGUCUGCUCUCACAUUGAUGGAGCGCUUCAAGAGUCUGAUAGGGAUAGGAGAAGGAGAAUCUACGAAGAAGCAUCGGCAAUGUCAUUCUUCGAAGUGGACAAGGCAAUCUCUCAACGAUGGGCCAUCUCCUUCUCGACCAUAAUAUCUGCCGGACAAGAUAAAGAGACCAACGAGUUACCACCAUGGGAAAAGACCUUGAAAGAAGUAGUCAGCGGCCUUUGUCGGCUUUUCAACUUUUUCAUCCCCUUGGGAUACCCGUGUGUGAUAGCGGACAAGUUUUGGGGAGCAAUCAAUGAUCUCGUCACCAUCAUCCCACAAAUAUGUGACACAUUCGGAAUGCUCGAAUUGACCGAACGAACUCGCCAUCCGAACAUGCCGGCGUUGUUUUAUAUAGUCGAUAUUACCAGCGAGGAGCAUGCUGACCUUCGAGAUAUGGCGGAUGUGGAUGUACUUAUUAAAGACAUUACACUCUGCAAUAAAUGCGAGAAGUCUCGAGCGUACUCAACACAAUCAGACGCGUGGGGUCAUCUGUUCAAGUAUCACUUCAAAGCCUCUUCGAAGCAACGAGAAGUCAUCAUCUCACGUUCCCAAUGGGUAAUGGAUCAUGGAGAAUAUCUCACGUUCACGUGCCGAAAUGAUGUGCAGAGACUCCUCAACGAGCUUGAGGAUUAUAUCACAAGCUUAGAGAGAAUGGCCUCUCAAAUCCAACAUGGGGUUUCGGAGAAUGGAAAGUUUGACCGCGACACUUAUAAGAUCCCGUCAAGUCUUGUUGACGCCUUUCAAAAUUUUGUGAUAAUGGUUGUGACUGGAGCAAACGCGGUCAAGUCCUCGUAUCAACUUCGAGAAGUGUAUACAGAUGUCAACUCCCUUCCAACAGUCAUCAAUUUUCUUGAUUCAGAUAAGAUCACAAACCUUGCCACUGAGGCUGAAGAGGCUAUGGGAAAUGCCAUGAAAGAUAUCGUACUCAUGACCUUCACAAAUGAGGAAUCUGGCGUCGUGACCUAUCAAGCUGUGAGCCCCAGCCUGGUGAUCACUCUCCUACUGGGGGACAUCCGGUACAGCAACCAUGGCAAUCUCCACUUGAUCGGCAUUUACGAGAAAUAUAUACAGUUUCUGCAAUUCAAAGCCGGCGACUAUCCCAGUCGCCGUUUGAUGCAGGAAAUAUACACCUUCCGCGAGGAACUUCUGAUGGUCGAAAAAGUCGCCGAGGAGCAACGCCAGAUUCUCAAUGAUUACCGGAGCGUCCUCCGACCAUCAACAUUCCGGAUCACCACCGAGUCUCGAAUCUCUUCAUUCGAAUUGGAGAAUAGACGCUUGAGCAAGCUCCUCGAUCGUAUUGAUGAGGACUGCGAAUUGAUCCAAACUCUUCUUAAUAGGCUUGAAUCAAUAGCCACUCAAACGCGGAACGGGGUAGAGGUGCGGCAGGAAGAUCAAGGAAAGGCGAUUCUGGUCUUUACCAUCGUGACGGUAAUUUUUAUGCCACUGUCAUUUGUAACGAGCUACUUGGGCAUGAACACGAAUGAUAUACGCAACAUGGAAAACUCCCAGAAGCUGUUUUGGAUAGUGUCUAUUCCUCUCACGGUUUUCAUUAUCGCUGCCAUUCUGCUUGUUGCGUUUCAGGUAGAUCGACUUCGGGAAGCUCUUGAGAUAUUGUUUUCGCGUGAUUAUGUACAACCACUCACAAAGUCGGCCAAUUCCCUUUCUGGAGAGGAAGAGAGGCGCGAGGAUCAGAAAGGAAACGAAUUCUUUCAUUCCUUACCGAGUGUGGGCUCUUCAUCGAAGCAAUGGUUUCGGAGAAGGAGAGGUGGGAAGUGGAUGGCCACAUCGACAGACUCAUCGUUCGCUUGA